Eufriesea mexicana is the source of this 4904-nucleotide messenger RNA. RefSeq lists its product as uncharacterized. The transcript is spliced from 12 exons. The record is from RefSeq and is a predicted model, not a curated record. Gene Ontology annotation, molecular function: guanyl-nucleotide exchange factor activity; GTPase activator activity. NCBI's taxonomy places the organism in Eukaryota, Metazoa, Arthropoda, Insecta, Hymenoptera, Apidae. Gene Ontology annotation, biological process: signal transduction; regulation of Rho protein signal transduction. The coding region runs from base 837 to 4448 and encodes 1203 amino acids.
CAGACCGAACGCUAGCAAGAACCGGCUGCUCUCUUUUCCGCACCUCGUGCCUCGCUUUUCGAAUACCAUCGAAUCUGCUGGUGCACGCGCGCACCGCACUGCGUCUCUCUUCGUUCUACCGUAGUGUAUUCGCGAGACUAGGAUGCACGUGUGUCCGUAGCCAGAGGGAGAUGCUCGUAGCAACGUGUGUGUGCACGCGACCGAGAGCGGCCCUCCAGCAUCCGAGUAAGUGUUUACGUCGUCGUGCGUGUAACCCAGCGCGGACAACCGUUGCUCGAAAACCAGUACCCCUUGCGUUUUUGAACGCGUUCGAAAAAAAGCCGAUACGUCAACGACCCAGUUUCGCGAGAGGAGUGUCGAGUGACGGGGCGGUUCGCGAGAGUGAUCUUUGACUCCAAUCGAAUCGAAUCGAAUCGAAUCGAACCGAAUUGAAACGUACGCGAAUCGAAUCGAAAACGUGAAAUCCGUUAACGGCUAUUCCAACCGUGUCGGUGGUUGAGACGUCGAUGUUUUCGCGUCAACGACGCCCCUGUAGGAUUUUCGAAAAUAAACACGAACAGAGGAAGUAUCGAUGACGCGUGAAGGAUGUGUUCGUCGUUGCGUUGAAAGGACGCGCUGUGAGUUUGGACAUGUUGAAUCGAAAGGUCGUCACGUAUUAUACGCAUAGUCCUCGUUCGUCCUAUAUACACAUACACACGCUGGAGAGUUUCGUCAACUCGCCGAUAGACCUGCGUCGCGUUAUGAUCGUAUAAUCCGUGCGACCACGUGACACGAGAUGCGACCGUUUGCCGCCAUGAGAGCACGGGGAUAAGGAAGGAGGACACUCGUCUCUCAGAAUGGAAUUCGGAGGUUACAAAGGUACCGGUCCCCGUGUUAGGGUGCGACGACGCGCGGAAUUAGGUAGACGGCUCACCAGGAGGCUAUCUCUGGUCGCGAAAAUGCCAGCUGCCAUUCUUAGUAAGGCGAAUCCACCUGAACCAAGGCCAGUAGAAAUCACGGCGAUCGCGCCUGACAAGACACACCUUACCCUACCUGGUGCGACUCCCGGAGCCAUCUCGUCCGUGGUCGCUCCCGUGCUGUUGAAGUACCGGGUCUGCAGGCCCAGGCUGUUGCUCGCCGGGUCCAGGGCCGAGGUCGACCCCGCCGCCGAUGUGGGACUGUUGCACGGCGAAGUUCUGCUGAUCGAGGACUCCGCGAGACAGUACGAUCCGAUAGGAGAUACGGACAGGAGAUACAGAGCGACGGAGAAGCUGCUGCAAGCCGAGGAGGAGUACCACGAGGCUCUGUGCAGCGCGAAGGAACUGUACGCACGGCCGUUGGCGCGAAACUACCCCGAAUUUCACGAUGUCAUCUUCCAACCGCUCGCGGACCUCUCGGCGGUCACUGCCGAGCAUUGCCAGAGGAUCCGCGCUGCGCUCGAGAAUUGGGACGGCGGUACCUUCAAAUCGAGUGACUUAUUCCCUGGCUCGUUUUGGAACUCUUACUGGGAAUACCUGGAGAGCUAUCAGGAGGCGAAGAGGAUUCUGGACGAGCUGAGGGCAUCGGAGGACCCCCUACUGCACUUCCUUGGUCUUAGGCAAGCUGCGGCCAGGCAUUCUCCAUCCUCGUUACUUCUUCUACCGGUCCAGAGGCUGGCCGAAUACGAGAGGUACCUGGGCCAGGAGGCGAGAAACCUAGUGGAGAACGGAAACGGAAGCGUCGGGAGUGGCGCCGUUCUCCAACGCGGUCAACUCGAAGGCGAUCUUCAUCGCAUCCAGGAGCUCUUCCCUGGCGAUAACCUCCGGCUACACGAGCGAGAUGUCCUCACCACGAAAAUGAAGAGCCUGAUCCGCAAGAGGAACGGCGGAAAUCCUGGAAGGCUGACGAGAGUGUUGUCGCAAAAGUCCCUGAACGUGUCCAACAACUCACCCGCCCCGAAAUCUCCGCCAAGGACGUUCCUCUUGGAGACUCCGGUUCAGUUCACCACGGGUGUGCAGUCCCAGGACAGACACCUCUUCCUCUUCUCGGACCUGUUGCUCAUAGCGAAAGCACGAAGCGGAGGUAACUUCAAGCUGAAACAGUCCGUGAGGAUGAGCGAGCUAUGGCUGACCGCCGGACACAUAGAGGACGUGGCUGAAACGAGCAAGUCUCAGGAAACGAGCUUCGUCCUCGGUUGGCCCACUACGAACGUCGUCGCCACGUUCAUGACUGCUGCAGCGAGAGACCUCUGGUGGGGACGUUUGACCGAACUCGUACGAGAGGAGAGUAUGAAGGAGCCGCCGGACACGAACAUUCAAGUCGUGUAUCACGACAGUGACACGAACACGGAAUACUGUAAGACGAUUAUGGUGGGAUCCGAAAUGACAGCGGCAGCUUGCGUGAAUUUGGCCACGCGCCUAUUGGACCUGCAAGGACCGUUCCAGUUGUGGGCAAGAACGUCCGCUGACGAGGCGCCGUAUCCCCUAAUUGGACACGAGAGACCUUUCGCCGUGAAACUGUCGAAUUUACGACACACGCUGUCCGCCGAAGAAGGUUUCGACUUGGAACAUUGUAACAAAAGUGGCCACGACACGUGCCACUUUAUACUUAGGCCGGUACCCAAGUCCCCGGUGAAGAAGAACAAGUCGAAAAUCACCGGGUUGCUGAGAAGAUCCCUCUCGUUGAAUCCGAGUCUCUUCGGAGUCAACCUGUCCAGACUCGACGAGAACGGAUUACCCAAGCCUGUGUUGGUGAUGCUUCAGCAACUGUUCGCCAAGGGGCCAUUCACGCAGGGUAUAUUUAGAAAAUCGGCCAACGUUAGGAUCGUUCGAGAACUGCGAGAUCAAAUCGAGUCCACGGGUGAUCCCAGUUGUUUGGAGGAUGCCCCGAUCAUAGCGGUGGCAGCACUGCUCAAAGACUUUCUCAGAUCUUUACCGGAUCCUUUGCUAACUUCCCACCUGUUUCCCCUCUGGAUGGACAGCAUGGACACGCCGAAUCCUGUCCAAACUAUUAAGAAUAUUUUAGAUAGAUUGCCCAAAGCGAAUUACACCCUGCUGUCUCAUCUGAUCUGCGUUCUACACCACGUGGCUCGACGGUCGAAGCACAAUCUCAUGUGCGCGAGCAAUCUGGGCGUGUGUUGCGGGCCCAGUUUACUCUGGUCGCCAAAUCCGUCGGUGAAUCAGAGCAGAGCGAUCCCUACUCUCACGGAGAUGUUGAUUCGUCAUUGCGAAGUUCUAUUCGGCGAGGGUGUCACGCAGCUUCUCGGGGAAGAACGCAGCGACAGCGGAGCCGAAGAAAGCACCGAUAGCCUUCACUCAGGUGGGCUUUCUCUGGACAGCCUGGACCUGACGGAACCACCUCGCAAGGAUCACAUGUCUCUCUCGAGAGAUUCCGGACUGACCCUGUCGGAUUGUCAACUGUUCAUCCCAGAGUCUCCGGUGGGCUCCGAGGACUCGGCCGUGAAUGCUUCGUCGUCGAGCUUCGACAAGUCUCUGAGUAAGGAGGAUAAGUCUACCAGCAAGUCGUAUAUACGUGUCUACGGCGGAUGGGAGGAGAGAAUAAACGGUUACACGACGAAUAAUCAUCAUACGAGCGCUGUGGAGCAUAGCUUCAGGGAAGAGAAAAGCAGCAUCGGUUAUCCGAAUCCGAAUUUUCAGAGGCAAGAUUGGCUAAGAGCUCAACUGAAGAGAACACCGAGAACCAAGUUAGACGAGCAUGAUCAUCGCAAGGAUAGAUUCGACGAGAAGGAUAUCUACGGUAGGGAGUAUCUGCGACAAGACUCGAUGAAGGAGAAUGUGGAAAAUUGCAAGGACAUCUAUAGAAGCUCGCAGCUGGACAUUUCGCGGGAUCUUAGGACGGAAUACGAAAGGGCAACGCAGCAGGACAUUUGUACAGAACGAGUCUCGAGUCACAAUUCGGAGCAGGAUCUGAUGGGGGACACGACGUUGACCAGCGACAGAUACGAAUUCAAGAAAGAACGGUUCAACGAGUUUAAGAAGGUCAAGUCGGAAAUGUAUGUUAAUCGCGAGUCACCCGUCUCGCAGAACGGUAGCUACCAUUCGGGAAGCGAUCUCUACGAGUUCAAGAAGGUGAAGAGCGAAAUAUACGUGAACAAAGAAACGACGCGUACGGAAAGAUACGAAUCUGAAAGCAGCAUCUACGGAAAUAGGGACAGAACGAGCGAGAUAUACGGUUCGAGAGAGAGAAACGACUUGUAUUCGUUCAAGCAGGCCGAGGCGAUCGAUUUGUACGGUGACGAAGACGACGAAGAGGAAAGAACAUGGCCAGAUACGCCACCACCACUACCACCGAGAUUGAGGCAUCUACCACCGGUGCACAUGAAUCUGGAAGACAGGCACAAAGUGGCAGGAAGGUCAAGGUCUUUACCACCGCCGCCUCCUUAUCGCCCGCCUCCACAACCUCGUGCCUCGGUUACCACCAGACACCUAGGAUACGGAAGAUCCGUCGUUGAUGAUGAAAGUUACGUUUAAUAAAAAACGAGGAGCCAUGGAAGCGCGCGCGCCUGUGUGUUGUGUGUGUGUGUGUGCGUGUGUAUGCGCGUGUGCGUGUGCGUGUGUGUAUGUCGACACCUCGGGAGAAUCAAAGAAGCGAAAAGUCGCAGGUCGAGAUCAUGGAUACACGUUGGCUCGUGUACAUGUGGUCUCGUUACGGCUGAAACUAGUCCAAACUGGAACGCACGUACGAUAUCGGAACAAUACCGAUGUGUAUAAUAUCGAAUCGCAUGGUCAUCGAGGAACGAAGAAUAUAUAGAGUCGUUUUAUCGUUCGUUUCGUGAAAACGCGUAAGUCUACGACAGAUCGAAAUGGCGAAGUAAUUAUGUUAGAGAUGUUUACGUAAGUCACAAAACGCUAUCGAUUGUUGGCGAUUAUUAGCAAAUAGGACUUGACUGUCAUACAGUGAUUCAGGGUGCUUCCACAAGCCUUAAU